Molecule: messenger RNA, 4428 nt
Organism: Botrytis byssoidea
Lineage: Eukaryota; Fungi; Ascomycota; Leotiomycetes; Helotiales; Sclerotiniaceae
Exons: 3
Coding region: 1-4428 (1475 amino acids)
Biological process (GO): transmembrane transport
Cellular component (GO): membrane
Molecular function (GO): ATP hydrolysis activity; ABC-type transporter activity; ATP binding
Source: RefSeq, a predicted model, not a curated record
AUGGAGAAAGACAGAGAGGAGACGCAGUCUCUAGGCGCAACCACCAACACUGCUCGCGCAUCAAUUGAAGACUCCGAAACUCAACGAGAAAAUGUACGGAAUGCCAACCCUAAUGGUUUCGUCAGUACCAAUCAGGGGAUCGAUGUUAAAGCUGCAGAGUCCGAGUUCGCCCAACUUCAGCGAGAGCUGUCAGGUAUCAGUACCAAGAGCAAGGCAUUAUCCAGAACACGUUCGAGGACCAAGACUGUCGAUGAAAAGGACGUAGAAAAGUCAGCAGAAUCCGUUUCUGAAGCCGAGGAGCAGCAAUUCAACUUGGAGAAUACCCUCCGAGGCAACAGACAAGCAGAAGUAGAUUCUGGUAUUCGUUCAAAGCAUAUCGGAGUAGUAUGGGAUGGACUUACUGUUCGCGGAACAGGAGGUGUAUCGAAUUUUGUCAAGACAUUCCCAGAUGCAUUUGUCAGUUUCUUCAAUGUCGUUGAGACUGCAAUGAACAUGUUUGGUGUAGGCAAGAAAGGCAGAGAAGUAAAUAUUUUGCAGGACUUCAGGGGUGUAAUGAAACCUGGAGAGAUGGUUCUUGUGCUUGGACGACCUGGAUCUGGUUGCACAACUUUCUUGAAGGUUAUUGCAAAUCAAAGAUUCGGGUACACUGGUGUUGAUGGUGAGAUACUUUAUGGCCCUUUCACCGCUGAAGAAUUCUCGAAGAAAUACAGGGGAGAAGCCGUCUACAAUCAAGAGGACGAUAUUCACCACCCCACCCUUACUGUAGGCCAAACUUUAGGUUUUGCCCUUGACACCAAAACUCCAGGGAAGCGUCCUCUGGGAAUGUCGAAGGCCGACUUCAAGGAAAAAGUAAUCGAUACCCUUCUUCGAAUGUUCAACAUCAGUCACACCCGGAAUACCAUUGUGGGAAAUGCCUUUGUUAGAGGUGUAUCUGGAGGAGAGAGAAAGCGUGUGUCUAUUGCAGAAAUGAUGAUCACAAGCGGCACUGUAUUAGCUUGGGAUAACAGUACAAGAGGACUUGACGCUUCAACUGCACUCGAUUAUGCGAAAUCUCUUCGUGUUAUGACCAAUAUCUACAAGACUACCACGUUUGUUUCAUUGUAUCAAGCAAGUGAGAAUAUCUACAAGCAAUUCGACAAAGUCUUGGUUAUCGAUGGCGGAAGAGAAGUCUACUUUGGACCAACAUCCGAAGCUAGAGGCUAUUUCGAAGGUCUUGGCUUCAAGGAGAAGCCCCGUCAAACUACACCCGAUUUCUUGACAGGUUGCACCGAUGAGUUCGAGCGCGAGUAUGCAACUGGUCGCUCUGCUGCAGACUCUCCACACAGCCCUGAGACAUUGGCCCAAGCUUUCUUGGAAUCCAAGUUCUCUACUCGCCUGAGCGAGGAAAUGGACGCUUAUAAAAGACAAGUUGCCACAGACAAGCAAAUUCAUGACGAUUUCGAGGUUGCAAUAGCUGAUAGCAAACGCAAGGGGGCUUCAAAAUCUUCUGUUUAUUCGAUACCUUACUACUUGCAGAUCUGGGCUUUGAUGCAAAGACAAUAUUUGAUCAAGUGGCAAGACAAAUUCUCUUUGGUUGUCAGUUGGAUUACUAGUAUUACUGUUGCUAUUGUAUUGGGUACCGUGUGGCUUAACUUGCCUAAGACUUCUGCUGGUGCAUUCACCAGAGGUGGUUUACUCUUCAUUUCGUUAUUGUUCAAUGCUUUCCAAGCAUUCUCAGAAUUGGCAUCUACUAUGAUGGGCAGACCUAUUGUGAACAAGCACAGGUCUUACACGUUUCAUCGUCCAUCCGCACUCUGGAUUGCUCAGAUCAUCGUCGAUACUGCGUUCGCUGCCGCUCAAAUCUUGAUAUUCUCCAUCAUCGUGUACUUUAUGUGCGGAUUGGUGAGAGAUGCUGGUGCAUUCUUCACAUUCUACCUGAUCAUUCUCAGUGGUUACUUGGCCAUGACACUCUUUUUCAGAACAGUUGGAUGUCUUUGCCCUGAUUUUGAUUACGCGAUUAAGUUUGCUGCCACGAUCAUUACCUUUUUCGUCAUUACAUCUGGUUAUCUCAUUCAAUAUCAAAGUGAAAAGGUUUGGAUCAGAUGGAUUUACUGGAUUAAUGCUCUCGGUCUUGGAUUUUCCGCUUUGAUGGAGAAUGAGUUCAGUCGUCUUAAUUUGACCUGUACUGGUGCCUAUCUUGUGCCAUAUGGUCCAGGUUACGAUAAUCUUGACCACCAAGUUUGUACCCUGCCCGGCAGUGUUGCUGGAUCAGACAUUGUUAAUGGUGGCGACUACAUCACUCAAGGAUUUGACUACAAGCCUUCUGAUCUAUGGAGAAACUUUGGUAUCAUCAUCGUUUUGAUUGCCGGCUUCCUGUUCACCAACGCAACCCUCGGUGAGUGGGUGUCUUUCGGUGCCGGUGGAAACGCCGCAAAAGUUUUUCAGAAGCCAAACAAGGAACGUGAGGAGCUCAACAAAGCAUUGGCUGCCAAGCGCGAUCAACGUCGUUCCACAAAGAGUGAUGAAGAAGGAUCGGAAAUCAACAUCAGCUCAAAGGCAGUCUUGACUUGGGAAGGAUUGAAUUAUGAUGUCCCAACUCCAGCUGGAGAAUUACGUCUUUUGAACAACAUUUUCGGUUACGUUCGACCAGGUGAAUUGACUGCGCUUAUGGGAGCCUCGGGUGCCGGAAAAACAACACUUUUGGAUGUCUUGGCCUCAAGAAAGAAUAUCGGUGUUAUUUCUGGUGAUGUCCUUGUUGAUGGUAUUAAGCCAGGUAACUCUUUCCAAAGAGGAACUUCAUACGCCGAACAACUUGAUGUCCACGAGGGUACUGCAACUGUCCGUGAAGCACUUCGAUUUUCUGCUGAUCUCCGUCAACCAUUCCACGUUCCACAAGCCGAAAAAUACGCCUACGUCGAGGAAAUUCUUAGUCUCCUUGAGAUGGAAGAUAUGGCAGAUGCAAUUAUUGGAGAUCCUGAAAAUGGUCUUGCUGUCGAACAACGAAAACGUGUCACUAUCGGAGUCGAAUUGGCUGCAAAGCCUGAAUUGUUACUUUUCUUGGAUGAACCUACUUCCGGUCUUGACUCUCAAAGUGCCUUCAACAUCGUUCGUUUCUUGAAGAAAUUGGCAAACGCUGGACAAGCUAUUCUCUGUACUAUCCAUCAACCCAACGCAGCAUUAUUCGAGAACUUCGAUCGAUUGCUCUUGCUUCAACGUGGAGGAAGAUGUGUCUAUUUUGGUGACAUCGGAAAAGAUGCUCACGUACUCCUCGAUUACUUCCAUAGACAUGGAGCUGACUGUCCUUCUGAUGCUAACCCUGCUGAGUGGAUGCUUGACGCUAUUGGAGCCGGUCAAGCCACCAGAAUUGGAGAUCGUGACUGGGCUGAUAUUUUUGCUGACUCGCCUGAACUUGCUAAUAUCAAGGAUCGUAUUUCUCAAAUGAAAACACAACGUCUCGCCGAGGUUGGCGAAACUACUCACGAUGACGAGAGAGAAUUUGCCACGCCACUGAUGCAUCAAUUGAGAGUCGUUCAAGCACGUACCAACUUGGCUUUCUGGAGAUCCCCCAAUUACGGUUUCACUCGUCUCUUCAAUCACGUUAUCAUCGCCAUUAUCACCGGUCUUGCUUACUUGAAUCUCAACGAUUCAAAGGCUUCAUUGCAAUAUCGUGUAUUCGUUAUCUUCCAGGUCACCGUUCUUCCCGCAAUUAUUCUCGCUCAAGUCGAACCUAAAUACGCUUUAUCUCGUAUGAUUUACUACCGUGAAGCUUCUUCGAAGAUGUACAGUCAAUUCGCCUUCGCAUCAUCUUUGGUCGUAGCUGAGAUGCCUUACUCGAUUCUUUGCGCUGUUGGUUUCUUCCUUCCGCUUUACUAUAUGCCUGGUUUCCAGACAUCGUCUAAUCGUGCCGGUUACCAAUUCUUCAUGAUUCUGAUCACAGAACUCUUUUCCGUCACCCUCGGUCAAAUGGUCGCAGCUCUCACUCCAUCCCCAUUCAUCUCCGCCCUUGUUAACCCCUUCAUUAUUAUUACCUUUGCUCUCUUCUGCGGUGUCACCAUCCCUAAGCCUCAAAUUCCCAAGUUCUGGCGUGCAUGGCUCUACCAACUCGAUCCUUUCACUCGUCUCAUUGGUGGAAUGGUCGUCACCGAACUACAAGGUCGAGAAGUGAAAUGUACUUCUGCAGAAUUAAGUCGCUUCACCGCUCCUGCAGGUCAAACAUGCGGGAAGUAUAUGGAGAAUUACUUUUCAAGCGGAGGUAUUGGAUACAUUGUCAACAACGCAACAAGUGCUUGUGAAUACUGUGCCUAUAAAUAUGGAGAACAAUUCUACGAACCACUCGCAUUGGACUUUAGCAAUAGAUGGAGAGAUUUGGGUAUCUUUUUGGCGUUCAUUGGAAGCAAUUUGAUCAUUCUUUUCUUGGCUUCGAGAUAUUUCAACUUCAAUCGUCGUUAA